Uranotaenia lowii is the source of this 3892-nucleotide messenger RNA. It is a transcript of the gene Ide, whose product is annotated as insulin-degrading enzyme. The coding region runs from base 167 to 3340 and encodes 1057 amino acids. The record is from RefSeq and is a predicted model, not a curated record. NCBI's taxonomy places the organism in Eukaryota, Metazoa, Arthropoda, Insecta, Diptera, Culicidae. The transcript is spliced from 9 exons. Gene Ontology annotation, cellular component: cytosol; mitochondrion. Gene Ontology annotation, biological process: peptide catabolic process. Gene Ontology annotation, molecular function: metal ion binding; metalloendopeptidase activity.
CUGUGCACUGCGUUGUCAAAUUUUUGUUUUCGUCAUUUCGAUCCGUGUGCUGCUAGCUGUUCGUGAAAAUCGUGAAAACCAGACUCUGGCCUCAAAUAAAUCCGAUUUUCGAGGGCAUUUAGCGGAAGAAUCCUUGUCAGAAUAUCGUUUCACUGUUGGACAAUUGAUGUAUCAACAAAUCUGUCGUCGCAUCUCAUGGACCGCCGUCACACGUGAACCGUUCAGAACAUCAAGAAACUCGCUAGUGAUUCGACUAUCUGGUCCUACAAGCCGAUUCAUCCACACUAGUACGGCGGGUCGCGCAACGAACAAAACCAAAAUGGAAUCUACGUUGUCCAAUAAUGCCACUCUUCCCGAGCUUGCUUCUACGAUUGUCACUAGCGGUGCUGCGGACGGGGAAGGCAAAAUAAUCCGAUUGGACAACAUAUCGAAAUCACAGCAAGACGUUCGCAACUAUCGGGGUUUGAAGUUGGCUAACGGAUUGAAGGUUCUUCUGAUAUCUGAUCCUACAACGGACAAAUCUGCCGCCGCCCUAUCGGUAGAAGUGGGCCACCUGAGCGACCCGGACGAAAUUCCUGGGUUGGCUCACUUUUGCGAGCACAUGUUGUUCUUGGGAACGAAAAAGUACGUGAAUGAAAAUGAUUACACGGCGUUCCUCUCGGAAAACGGAGGCAGCUCCAAUGCGGCAACCUACGCGGAUACAACCAAAUAUUACUUUGAUGUUGUACCGGAAAAAUUGUCCGAGGCACUUGACCGCUUCUCGCAGUUUUUCAUUGCCCCGCUGUUUACGGAAUCGGCAACGGAGCGAGAAAUCAACGCAGUGCACUCGGAGCACGAGAAAAACCUAUCAAUGGAUGUUUGGCGUAUUCGACAGGUGAACAAGUCGCUGUGCGAUCCCAAACAUCCGUACAAUAAAUUUGGAACCGGUAACAAAAAGACAUUGCUUGAAGACACCAGAAAAAAUAAUAUCAAUAUCCGAGAAGAAUUGAUGAAAUUCCACGCUAAAUGGUACUCGGCCAAUAUAAUGAGUUUGGCCGUUUUUGGUAAGGAAUCGCUGGACGAACUAGAGGAAAUGGUCGUGAAAAUGUUCUCUCAAAUCGAGAACAAAAACGUUACAUCUCCUCGGUGGAAGGAUAUGCCUUUUUCUGAAAAGCAACUGGCCACAAGAACUAUGGUUGUUCCGGUAAAAGAUACGCGCUCGUUAACUAUCACCUUCCAAACGGAAGAUUUAGAAAUGUUUUACAAAGCCGGUCCGCAAUACUAUUUGAGCCUACUGAUUGGGGACGAAGGGGCCGGAAGUAUUCUCUCGGAAUUGAAAGCAAAGGGCUGGAGUAAUAAUCUGGUUGGUGGAUACAGCACAAUCGGUCGUGGUUUUGGAUUCUUCGAAGUUAUGGUUGAUUUGACACAGGACGGAUUCUCACACGUGGAUGACAUCGUGAAAAUAAUUUUCCAAUACAUCAACAUGCUUCGCCAUGAGGGUCCUAAGAAGUGGAUAUUCGAGGAGUACUGCGACUUGUGUGAAAUGCAGUUCCGAUUCAAGGAUAAAGAAAAUCCACUUUCGCUAGUGUCGGACGCUGUGCAUUCUAUGCAAAGUUAUCCGCUGGAAGAGGUACUGACAGCUCCUUAUCUGAUUUCGGAAUGGCGCCCAGAUUUAAUUGAAAAGCUUUGGGGAGAAUUUUCGCCACAGAAGGCUCGAAUUACCGUAGUUGGAAAGAAGUGCGAGGAUUUGGUCAACCGUGAAGAAGAAUGGUACGGCACGAAGUAUGCUAGUGAAAAAAUCGCGAAAACUGUAUUGGAUUACUGGUCGAAAACGGACCUCAACGAAAAUCUACACCUGCCGGAGCCAAAUCCAUUUAUUCCGACCGAUUUCGAGCUGCUGCCGGUUGAUCCAGAUAUACAGAAUUUGCCGGUCAUCAUUCACAAUACUCCGAUGCUGCGUGUCUGGUUUAAGCAGGAUGUCGAAUUUUUGAAGCCUAAAACGCUGAUGAAUAUGGACUUUUGCAGUCCGAUCGUGUACUCGGAUCCGCUCAACUGCAAUCUGACACACUUGUUUGUGCAGCUCUUCAAAGAUCAGCUAAACGAGUACCUGUAUGCGGCAGAUUUGGCUGGACUACGUCUCAUGGUUUCCAAUAGUACCUAUGGCAUUUCUGUUUCAAUUGGCGGCUACAGUCACAAACAACAUGUUUUGCUGGAAAAGGUUUUGAAUGAACUGUACACUUUCAAAAUCGACGAAAAGCGGUUCGAAAUUCUCAAGGAACAAUAUAUCCGCAACUUGAAAAACUACCACGCUGAUCAACCGUAUCAGCAAGCUGUUUACUAUCUGGCCCUUCUGUUGACCGAACAGGCCUGGUCAAAGCAAGAGUUGAUCGAUGCAUCCGAAUUGAUAACGGUAGAUCGUUUGCGAUUAUUUAUCGACGAGUUGCUCUCUCGAAUGCACGUCGAAUGUUUCUUCUACGGAAAUGUGAACAAAGAAAAGGCGCUGGACAUAGCCGGUAAGGUGGAAGACAAGCUAAAAAACACUGAUGCUGCCAUAGUUCCGCUGCUGUCGCGGCAGCUGAUGCUCAAACGAGAGUAUAGACUCAAUACUGGCGAAAGCAGUUUGUUUGAAACAAUCAACGAACACCAUAAGAGCAGCUGUGCCGAAUUGUAUCUGCAGUGUGGCAUUCAGAACGAUCAGGCCAACGUGUACGUCGAUCUGGUAACGCAGAUUCUAAGCGAACCAUGCUAUAAUCAGCUUCGUACCAAGGAACAGCUCGGGUAUAUAGUGUUUUGCGGAUCCCGCAAAUCCAACGGUGUUCAGGGUAUUCGGGUCAUUGUGCAAUCGGCAAAGCACCCCUCUUUUGUCGAGGAACGGAUAGAGUAUUUCCUGAAUGGAAUGAUUGAUCAUCUGGAAGCCAUGACCGACGAAGAGUUCAACCGUCACAAGGAUGCCCUUGCAGCACAGAAGCUCGAGAAACCAAAACGACUAUCCACCCAGUUUAGGAAAUACCUCAACGAAAUAUCCCUGCAACAGUACCACUUUAACCGUGCUCAGGUUGAGGUGGCUUUUUUACAAACACUUACUAAACAACAGAUAAUCGAUUACUAUAAGGAAUACAUAAUCUUGGGUGGCAUCUCUCGUCGUUCCCUCUCGGUGCAUGUGGUUUCAACGGCCGAGGGUGGUGCUGGUCACAAAGACGUGCCGGAAGAGCUUAAGGAACGUAGCACCAACGAACCGACCACCCAGAAGGAAUAUCUUAAAAUUUGCGACUUGGUUGGCUUCAAAACGACCCGUUUACUGUACCCGAUCGUGCAGCCGUACAUCGAUAUCAAACCAAAGGGCAGUAAGUGUAAACUGUAAGGCGGUGUCAUCAUAACUUGGUAGGUAGUAAUUUUGGUUCUUAGUCGACAAGAAGGAUUACGAUUCUUCGUGUGUUUAAUCUUCAAUUGUAUAGACACAUAUAUUUGACACAGUGCUGGAAACGUAUAUCAUAUUGCUGCGAUUUUGUUGUGUGUUUUUAAGGAAAAAUAAUAUUAUUUUUCGAAUUAGUUUAGUACUUAGAUUCAUUGUUUUGAAUUUGUUGAAAACUUAUCAUUUUUAUUUUCAUACUUACAUAAUAUAUCUAUUGAAAACGCUAAGAAAAUAAUAUGAUAAUGCAAAUGACGUAUUGACUCAGUCACGAUUAAUGUCUGACUCUAUAAGUAAAUAACCACUUCGACGAGUAUUUUGUCCUGCUUCAGAUAGGAAUUGGUUAGCAAGGCACGGUAUGGUAUGGCAAAACCGGUAUUGGUAUUCCAAAACUCAUGUGAGUUGAGAUCACUGAAUGGCACACCCUUUAAAGAAAAGCAAAGAAAAUCAUUACUGAAUACAACCUACAAUCAUGAAUAGCACAAUUACAAAAUUUAAACAAAA